AUGGGCGCCGCCGAGGUCAAGGGAAGUGCGCUGUCGACCUCAGGAUGGGUUCCAUCACAAGGAACAAGGUUCAGAACAAGAACAAAGCAGUGCCGGUUUUUUUUGGCGAUUACCGAAGGAGACAACCGGCAACUGUGUACCAGCGUCCCUGUGUUCGUCAACACCUUGUACAACCUCGUCACCGACGUCUACAAGUGGGGAUAUGGGGCCAAAGCUUCCACUUUUUCCUUUUCCAUCCCUAACCUCUCACCCGCGACGCUAGUCUAUAAGAAGCUGUAUAUUCCUAUAGAAGAGAACCCAGAAUAUAAGCUUCUCGGCUUUAUUAUUGAUCCUCGUGAGAACACUCAAAGGAGAAUGGAUAAGAAAAUGGACGUUAGGAUCCUUAUCCGAAGUAAAGGUUCUGCAAAAGAUGAGAGAUUGAGAAAAUGCAGAGAGGAUUCUUUGGGUGCAUUUGUAAAGAUGGUUGAGAGUCUCCUAGUUCCUGUUGAAGAUGAAGCUAAUGAGUACAAGCAUUCUAGGUUAUUGGAGCUGGCUAAGUUGAGACAGAGA
Molecule: messenger RNA, 549 nt
Organism: Dioscorea cayenensis subsp. rotundata (Guinea yam)
Lineage: Eukaryota; Viridiplantae; Streptophyta; Magnoliopsida; Dioscoreales; Dioscoreaceae
Product: splicing factor-like protein 1
Exons: 3
Biological process (GO): regulation of mRNA splicing, via spliceosome
Cellular component (GO): nucleus
Molecular function (GO): mRNA binding
Source: RefSeq, a predicted model, not a curated record